Messenger RNA from Choloepus didactylus (southern two-toed sloth), 3878 nucleotides. RefSeq names its product DnaJ heat shock protein family (Hsp40) member B1 (gene DNAJB1). The transcript is spliced from 3 exons. Lineage: Eukaryota; Metazoa; Chordata; Mammalia; Pilosa; Megalonychidae. Gene Ontology annotation, cellular component: cytosol. Gene Ontology annotation, molecular function: transcription corepressor activity; Hsp70 protein binding. The record is from RefSeq and is a predicted model, not a curated record. Bases 60 to 1082 code for a protein of 340 amino acids.
GCGGGAGGCGGCGAGCCCGGGCGCGGCAGGAGCGGGGCGGCGGGCCGCAGACGGGGGCCAUGGGCAAGGACUACUACCAGACGCUGGGCUUGUCCCGCGGCGCGUCGGACGAGGAGAUCAAGCGGGCCUACCGCCGCCAGGCGCUGCGCUACCACCCGGACAAGAACAAGGAGCCCGGCGCCGAGGAGAAGUUCAAGGAGAUCGCCGAGGCCUACGACGUGCUCAGCGACCCGCGCAAGCGCGACAUCUUCGACCGCUACGGGGAGGAAGGCCUGAAGGGCAGUGGUCCCAGUAGCGGGAGCAGCAGUGGUGCCAACGGGACCUCUUUUAGCUAUACAUUCCAUGGAGACCCCCACGCCAUGUUUGCCGAGUUUUUCGGUGGUCGCAAUCCCUUUGAUAACUUUUUCGGGCAGCGGAACGGAGAAGAAGGCAUGGACAUCGACGACCCGUUCUAUGGCUUCCCCGGGAGCAUGGGGGGCUUCACCAACGUGAACUUCGGCCGCUCCCGCCCUUCCCAGGAGCCUGCCCGGAAGAAGCAGGAUCCCCCCGUCACCCAUGAUCUCCGGGUCUCACUCGAAGAGAUCUACAGCGGCUGCACCAAGAAGAUGAAAAUCUCCCACAAGCGACUGAACCCGGACGGAAAGAGCAUUCGCAACGAAGACAAGAUCUUGACCAUCGAAGUGAAGAGAGGGUGGAAGGAAGGGACCAAAAUCACCUUCCCCAAGGAAGGAGACCAGACCUCCAACAACAUUCCAGCCGACAUUGUCUUUGUUUUAAAGGACAAGCCACACAACAUCUUUAAGAGAGAUGGCUCUGAUGUCAUCUACCCAGCCAGGAUCAGCCUUCGGGAGGCUCUGUGUGGCUGUACAGUGAACGUCCCCACUUUGGAUGGCAGGACCAUACCCGUCGUUUUCAAAGACGUCAUCAGGCCCGGCAUGAGGCGAAAAGUUCCCGGAGAAGGCCUCCCCCUCCCCAAAACACCUGAGAAACGCGGGGACCUCAUUAUUGAGUUUGAAGUGAUCUUUCCCGAAAGGAUUCCCCAGACGUCAAAAACCGUACUCGAGCAGGUUCUUCCAAUAUAGUCACCUGCACUCCCCAAGGACUGACCAGGGACCUUUCCAGAGCGUGAGGAUUUCUGGACCGUUUCACCAGUUGUGGGCCCAGGGAGGGCUUUCGUACUGCUGAAUGUUUUCCAGAGAAUAUAUUACAAUCUUUCAAAGUCGCGCACUAGACUUAAGUGGUUUUUCAAGCGAUAGGGUGGCAGGAGGUGAGGAGUGCAGGAGAAAGUGCCCAGUCUGCCCCACUGGGUCCUGUGGUCCUUCCAGGGUGGACCGCACCCCUCCUCAGCCUCCCCCCAGGGUGAGAAGCAGGCCUACAGCUGGACUUGACCCUCUAGUCCCUCAUCCUCCAGCUGCUAGGGGGGCCUAACCUGCCACCUUAGUUACCAGCCCCAUACAUGCCUCCCCUUCCAUUACGUGAUAAGUCCAUGUUUUAUUCUGUAUUUGUCUUUGAUGUUUUGCUCUUCCUCUGGAGACUCCCGUCUUCCAUUUUGCCAUCUCAAAUUGAGAACCCAGACUAUCUCUGCAGAACUGCCUGGCCGGUGCCCACAAGCAAUACCUCCUUCAAGCGGGACCAAGGGAGCCGGCCUCAGUGAGUGAGUCAUGCAGCAGCCUCUCCUGCUGAGGCCUGGGAGCCCAGCUGGAGCAGGGAGGGGCCCUGGGACCCUGGCUCUGGGGAAGCUGAGAGUGCUUGCUGAUGGCUCUCUCCGUUUCCUUUCCUGUCAGGCAAUCUCCUGGCACACCUGCAGCGUUAACAGAAAUCCUGGUUGGUUUUUUUGUUCCCUUCUGAACUAACGGACUCUAGACUCUUUCAAAGGGAUCUGAUCCUUUUGAAUUUUGCACAGCCCUAACUAUAAUCCCUUUUGAUAAAAGGGUCUUUGCUUCUGAUUACAGGAGCACUGUGGAUCGCCUGUAAAUAUGUUUUUAUAAUUCCGUGUAAAGUUGGCAUGCACGCAAACGAAGCCAGUCCCCGACGGCUCCGGCUCUGUAUAGGGCCAGGUUGGAAUUCAGAAGAAAACUUGGGGAAAAGGGGCAUUGGAACGAGUGUCCGUCCCCCGGAGGCCAGUCUGGUGCUCAGCCCUUCAGACUCAUUAAGUUGCCACUGCCAACACAAGACCAAAAGGUGUGACCUGUCAAUGCGCGGCGCGUCGGCAUUAAAGACUGAUGCUAACUCGGGAGCAGUCCUGCGACUCUGUUUGAGGGCUCUGCUGGCUUGGUGGGGGGGGGGGGUUGUCUCUGCAUGGGCGUAAGUCUCCUGGGCCUGGGGUGAGAAGAAAAACCCACCCAGACUCCAGAACCAGACAUCUAAAGAGACCCAAGUGCAGUGGAUUCAGAGUUGCCUCUUUGUGUUUUGUUUGUUUGUUUGUUUUUUAAUAAAUGUUGGGGGAAGAGGGGCUGGCUCCUACUUCUGUCUUCCAGGUGCCCUGACUUCCUCCCUCUGGGGAUGGUCUGGGGCCGAGGGAUGGUGUGCGGUCUGCCUGCUGAGUUCCAGUCUGUUCCUUUCUUGCCAGGACAGGCUGGGUGUCAGGCAGGCCUGGCCAGACCAGAACCAGAAUUCCAGCAGCCAGGGAGUCGGCCCAGGCCCCACCCCAGAGCAGAUCUACUUCCUGCCCUCGCUUUAUUUGCAGGCCACUGAAGGUACUUGUUCUUUGUAGCUUUAUUUGAUGAACUGGUUUUAUUAUAAAGUAAGCAGCUACCCAGACUUCAAACAGUAUUGCUGCUUUGGUACAAAACGUCUCGAAGUCAACACCUAAUUGGAGUAGGGAUUACUUUGCCUUCCAAUUGAAGCAGUUGGAUCUCUGAAAACAGUCCAGGGGCACUGCUGUCCAGUAGUUUUUCUGCAUUGGUGGGAAUGGUUAACUAUUUUAUUUAAACUUCUUUAAAAUUCAGUAAAACUAAAAAUUGUGUUCUUUGGCUGUGCUAGCCACUGGUGGCCGGUGGCUCCUCCUGGACCGCCCAGGUCUAGGGGGAUCUUUGCCCAAAUACAAUUCCUUAGUCUCUUAAAAAAAAAAAAAAAAGUGGCCAAGCCAGGAGGAGUCGUCUGGUCCAAAGGUGUUCCCUGGGAUAGCAGAGCCAAGCGAGACCUUACUGUAAAAUCUUUUAUUGAGCAACCUUGGGCCUCGGUCACGUUCACGUAGAGCUGGCCUUGGCCUCAGUUGCUUCCCAGGUCCCCAGGGCUGCCAUCCUACCCAGUCCCUUUCAUUGCAGAGUGGGUCCCUGUGUAUUUUAUGUCAAAGCGCCUCUGCGAGAAAGCACAGAGCCUGAAGGUACACAGGGUCCUGGAUGUUGCCACACAGCUGGCCUGGGGUGCCAGUGAAGGGGAUAGGUGUAUGGUACUUUGUGAAGAAAGUUCAUGGUAGAAAAAACAAAACCAGCAUGAAGAGAGGCUGUUCUCUGAGAAGGUUUUCUACAGGGCCAGUGGGUGUGUUUGCAGAGGUACCUUGUGCUUAUGCAAGAAACCUUUUCUGUCGCUGGCUUGGCCUUCUUUUCAUGUAUUUUGUCUUUUCCCACGCCGCCCUCGAAGCUGGGCUCUGAACUCCUUGCAUGUCAGUACACGUGGAGCUUCCUCAUUCUUCAGGGACCCACCUGCAGAAUAAUCCUCUGUACUCAGCAUUUCAUCUGUACACGAUCUGCACACAGUGCCGAACUAAAACUGCGUGUGCAUCGAACAGGGUGGGAACGUCAGCCCCCCUUGUUGUCUCCCCCAGACCUGCAGUAUUAUAAGUUAAAAUAUAGUAUUUUACAUAAAAUGCAGCUGAAAAUACAGCCGUGUAUUUUAACUUAAAAAAAAAAAAAAUGGCCUUCGAGAGGAAGAGUCUG